This is a messenger RNA of Styela clava, 1313 nucleotides long. The record is from RefSeq and is a predicted model, not a curated record. NCBI's taxonomy places the organism in Eukaryota, Metazoa, Chordata, Ascidiacea, Stolidobranchia, Styelidae.
AUGUUCCUGGACCUUCUGCCCGCAGUGAUUUUUCUUUGCUUCUUACCAUACGAGAUAGAUGUUGGUCUUCUUUUGGCAUUGAAAGGUCCAAAUGUUCCUGGACCUUCUGUUUACAAAGGCAUUAUUGACAAGGAUGGAGUAUUCAUACCUGAUUUCGGGUCACCGGGACGACAUCCCAACCUUUUUGGACAAGAUGGCAUCUCCUUAGAUGACGAGACACCACCUCUGGAAAUCGAAAUUCCUUUUGCCAAGUAUGCAGAACAAAGACUGUCGUUGGACUGGUGGGAUAAGAUGGAUUCAAUGGUUGAUGAGAAAAAACGGAAAACAGACAUGAAAUCGAAUCAAACGAAUGUUAAAAUAUUUUUAUAGGAUCUUCCUGCUACGGUUGCAGGGGGAGAAAGUGUCAACACAGAAAAAAGGAUGACGAUGAGGUGAGCACGAGCACAAAUAUUGAUGUCCAAUUGACGUUCAACCAUCGAAUGAAAUUCAUUGGGAAAUUCACGCAAACUCGGAGAGAUGUAGGCGUUUUACGACGCAAUAGCCGUCGUCGCAGCGAACGCCGUCGGAUUUGACCAGCAAAGUCUGUUUCUUACACAAUACGCAAGUGCGCGACAGCCUAAUUUGAAGGAAUAAAGGUGUUGGACCGAGAAUGGCAACCAAGAGGACACAACACCGGAACGACAAAGACAUUUCUUGACUGAGUGAAUUUCGGUCGUGAAUGAGCGUUGAGGAAAACGAACGCGAACUCACCUACGUGCUUUGACUCUCAGUAUUCAUCUUGACUUUGCAAAUAUAUAUAUUAUAUCAAAAUUGUAAUUGUAUUGAUAUUUAAAAUUUUUAACUGAUUUUCUAUUGGGCAAUACACAAGGGUUAGGUUGCGACAAUGCGUAAAAUUAAUCAUUUUGUAUAAGGUAAUAAUAUACUUAUAAAAUACUGUUUUGCUUUAAAAUAUUUUAUAUAUAUUUACUUGUAUAUAAAAGAUUUUAGUAUAUGGAAUAAGGGAGCGGAAAGCAAGGAAUAAACAAUUUUUAAGCACUUCAAACAUCCUGGAAAAUUUAACAUCUACGUUUAAGCAAGAGUAACAUCGACAGUACUUCUAUACCGUCCUAAUUUGGGUCUUUUUUAUCAUCGGAAAAUUUUGCUAUCAACUGCUAAUGCCUAAAUCAAAGCAUCGUUCACGGGCAUUACGAAUUUUAGACAAAAGCAUUUGUUAUGUUUAGAGUUUGUACUGAAUAAGAUUCUUCUGAGUUUAAAUAUAUUAUCUAUGACAUUAUAUUUGGCGCAAUGUGACUCACGCAAAAAUGCAUCUACGA